Balearica regulorum gibbericeps (East African grey crowned-crane) is the source of this 1303-nucleotide messenger RNA. The record is from RefSeq and is a predicted model, not a curated record. NCBI's taxonomy places the organism in Eukaryota, Metazoa, Chordata, Aves, Gruiformes, Gruidae.
CAGCAUUGUAGAAACCACAGGGUUGAAGGGGCCAUCAGCACCUCUCACACCAGGACCGCAAUCUCCUCCUACCCCAUUAACAUCCGUCCAAGAAAAAACUGGAACCAAGUAUAACUGGGACCCAUCUGUGUAUGAGAACGAGCUCCCGGUGAGGUGCCGGAAUAUCAGUGGCAUUCUGUAUAAAAACAGACUCGGCUCAGGAGGCCGUGGUAGGUGCAUUAAGCAAGGGGACAACUGGUACAGCCCCACUGAAUUUGAAGCUAUGGCGGGACGAGCCAGCAGCAAAGACUGGAAGAGGAGCAUCCGCUAUGCUGGAAGGCCACUGCAGUGCCUUAUUCACGAUGGGAUAUUAAAUCCUCAUGCUGCCUCUUGUACUUGUGCUGCCUGCUGCGACGACAUGACUUUGAGUGGCCCUGUACGACUCUUUGUACCGUAUAAAAGGCGGAAAAAAGAAAAUGAAAUGCCUGCAACUCCAGUGAAGAAGGAUUGCCCCAAAAACAUCACUCUGCUUCCUGCCACAGCUGCUACUACAUUCACCGUGACUCCUUCUGGACAGAUCACUACCUCUGGUGCUCUGACAUUUGACCGUGCAUCGACAGUGGAAGCCACCGCAAUUAUCUCGGAAAGUCCGUCCCAGGGUGAUGUUUUCACUGGAGCUGCGGUUCAAGAUACCAAUGUCCAGCAGCCUUGCCGGGUCAGUCACCCAGAACCUCACUAUCCAAGUUACCAGGACAACUGUCAGAUUUCACCUUUUCCUGAAGCUGCACUGCCAACGUCUCAUCCCAAAAUUGUGUUAACCUCGCUCCCUGCCCUGGCGGUGCCCCCCACGACCCCCACCAAAGCCAUAUCCCCUUCAGUGGUGAAUGGGCUGGAGGUGACGGAGCAGCGGAGCUGGCUGUACUUGGAAGAGAUGGUCAAUUCAUUGCUCAACACCGCCCAGCAGCUGAAGACUCUCAUUGAACAGGCCAAACAGGCCAGCUCCUCUUUCCGCGAGGCUGCUGUCACGCAAGCAAAAAUCCAAGCUGAUGUGGAGAGGAAAGAGCAAUAUCAGAACCAGUUAUUUCAACAAACAGAUGAUGUGGAUGGGAAAACAGAAAUCAUCAUCAAGCAGUCCUGUGUCAACUGUGGUCGUGAGGCAACGAACGAGUGCACGGGAUGCCACAAAGUCAACUACUGCUCCACUUUCUGCCAGCGGAAGGACUGGAAGGACCACCAGCAUAUCUGUGGCCAGUCGGCCACAGUGACGGUGCAAGCCGACGAGGUGCACGUCACAGACAGUGUCAUGGAGAAAGUCACCGUGUGA